AUGGUGACCAAUGUCAAAGUAGAAGAUAGGCUUGAUGGGGUCUCCAACUUCAACUCUUGGAAGUCUAGAGUACUCAUUGUUCUAAAAGAGAAUGAUCUUCUAGAAUUUGUAGAAGUUGAUAUAUCUAAGCCAAUAGAAGACUUAAAGAAAAUCCAAUGGAAGAAAAAUGGUACAAAGGCUAGAAAGAUCAUGAUAGACUCCGUAAAGGAUCACCUAGUACCAAUCAUCUCCAAGAUGAAGACAGCUAAAGAAACGUUUGAUGCAUUAAAAGGACUAUAUGAGAUAAAUAAUAUCAGCAGAGCCCUCGCUCUAAGACAACAACUCCAUCAUAUAAAAUUGACUAAAGGAGACUCAAAUGCUUCAUUCUUUAUAAAGAUCUCUGAUCUGAGAGAUCAGUUGAGCACUAUUGGGGAUACAAUUGCAAAUAGAGAUCUUGCUAUGUUGGCUCUCAAUGGUCUUCCCAAUCUUGGGAACCAUUCAUUCAUAGCAUCAGUGGGAGAUCCAAGUUGCCAAAGUUUGAUCGUCUACGAGCUGAUUGUAUUCAGGAGGAAGCUAGACUGGCAGCAAGAGGAAAUGGGCGAAGCUCCCAUAAUGAAGAAAGUCAAGUUCUUACUGUACAUGCUACUAGAGAAAAGGGAAAAGGAAAAAGAGGAAAAAGAGGCACCUUCAAGAGAAAUAAAGACAGAUUUUGUUCUAGAAUCAAGAAAGAAGGAUCUUUCUAAUAUUCAAUGCUACUAG
This is a messenger RNA of Cryptomeria japonica (Japanese cedar), 738 nucleotides long. RefSeq lists its product as uncharacterized. NCBI's taxonomy places the organism in Eukaryota, Viridiplantae, Streptophyta, Pinopsida, Cupressales, Cupressaceae. Bases 1 to 738 code for a protein of 245 amino acids. The record is from RefSeq and is a predicted model, not a curated record. The transcript has a single exon.